Molecule: messenger RNA, 1507 nt
Organism: Thermothielavioides terrestris NRRL 8126
Lineage: Eukaryota; Fungi; Ascomycota; Sordariomycetes; Sordariales; Chaetomiaceae
Exons: 3
Coding region: 311-1351 (346 amino acids)
Source: RefSeq, a predicted model, not a curated record
GGCUUCCGGCUUCUCGGUCCCGGGUGGUGCGCCGUGAUGCUCACUAACAAACCACAGAAACCAGCAGAGGGGUAAUCUUAACUGGGGCGCGGGGCAUUCAAGCGCUCCACGAACUAGGCAUGGAGCACCCCGCAAUCUCGCAUGCAGGGUGCAAGUGAUCCCGUGGACGCACCGUCGGCCCGGAAAAGAGAGCUAACUGCAUGAUCCUCUCCUUUCCUGAGGGUUUAAAAGGAGACUUGGACGUCCUGUGUGGUUCUCGGGCCAUAAUCCUGCUCAGCAUUCCAAAGCGACAUCACCAACCGCAAGCACCAUGGCGAAGCCCGAUAACCUUCCCGAGAUGGAGUACCGCUUCCUGGGCCGCUCCGGGCUGCAGGUCUCGGCCAUAUCGCUGGGCGGCUGGCUCACCUAUGGCGGGCACGUCGACCGCGAGGGGACGUUCGCCUGCAUGAAGGCUGCCUACGACUGCGGCAUCAACUUCUUCGACUGCGCCGAAGGGUACGCCGGGGGCGAAUCGGAGAAGGUCAUGGGCGAGGCCAUCAAGAAGUUCGGGUGGAAGAGGAACGACCUCGUCAUCUCGACCAAGCUCUACUGGGGCGAUGCCUUCAGCGACAGCAAGGUAAACAACCGUGGCCUGUCCCGGAAGCACAUCAUCGAGGGCAUGAACAUGUCCCUCGAGAGGCUGCAGCUGGACUAUGUCGACCUGAUCUUUGCCCACCGGCCGGACCGCCACACGCCCAUGGAGGAGACCGUGCGCGCGUUCAACCACCUGAUCAACACGGGCAAGGCGCUGUACUGGGGCACGUCUGAAUGGAACGCCGACGAGAUCGCGCAAGCGUGGCGGUACGCCGACAAGUUGGGCCUGAUCGGGCCUGUGAUGGAGCAACCGCGGUACAACAUGCUGGAGCGCAUCCAGGUCGAGCGCGAGUACGCCCACCUGUACCGCGAGGUCGGCCUCGGCCUGACGGUCUUCUCGCCCAUGCGGCAGGGCAUCCUGUCGGGCAAGUACAAGAACGGCAUCCCGGACGGGUCGCGGUUCGCGCAGACGCAGGUCGAGUUCAUCGCCGGUUUCUGGAAGCGGACGGGCAAGGAGGAGUUCCAGGCCAUGGCGGACCAGGUCAGCAAGCUGGAGCCCAUCGCGGAGCGGCUCGGCAUCAAGCAGAGCGUGCUGGCGCUGGCGUGGGUGCUGGCGAACCCCAACGUGAGCUCGGCCAUCACUGGCGCGAGCAGCCCGGCGCAGGUCUACGAGAACAUCGAGGCCGUGCGGGCGUACAAGAAGCUGACGCCCGAGAUCAUGGACGAGAUCGACAGCAUCCUCAACAACAAGCCGCCUGAGGUCACCAUGAGAUACUAGUCGGGCUGGAAUUAACGUUCAGAAAACAAAACACAAAAAUAAAGUGUAAUUGAAGUGCAUCCACCUCGAUGGUUUUAUCAGCUGGCGGAAAAUGAACGGUGGCCGUUGAUGCAGUCAGUGGAAAAGUAAAAUCGGCCGAUUUUGGCGGAGUGACAG